AGAGGUGGAGCAAUCACGUGAUUAGAUUGCGAUCGCGCAGUUCCUGGAAUAAACAAAAACAAAACAAAUGACAACCCACAUAGGAUGUGGAUUAUUACUACAUGACAUAAGCUUCGACGCGUUGAAAUUUUAUUUUAAUCAUGUGAAUAGCAGCUUGGAAAACGUUUGUUAGUUGAAACCAAGCGUUAUAUGUGCGAACAGAAAGCUAGCCUAGCUUAGUUUAGAUGAUUUUCAUCCGCAGGUUUCGUUUUCUAAAAAACAAACUCGACAUAAUUUGUCUAAUUUAAGCGAAAUGCAGAUAGCGGUCUUCACGGCCUAGGUAUGCGAGCCCUUUUAACCGAAAAUCUAACAUUUAGUGUGCUGUUUACGUUUAGGGACUGUCCUUACUUAGACAACACAGAAAGGACCUAAAGCUGUUCCAGCUGCGGUUUGCUGUUUAUAAAGAAAACAUAAGAUGACUUGUCGGUUUCAGCCGAGCUGUAGUUUUCAGUUGAUCGUUUCCACCAAGAGACUCUUCUGUCGGCUGUGUGUGACUGUGAUCUGAGCUGGCGUGCGCUUAAAAUGGAGGCUGUGAGACCAAAGAAGACCAAAACAAAAAGCAGCGGAAAACCUCAGCUGGCCAGGAAGCAGAAGCAGGCGGAUGAAAAUAAUAUAAACACAGAGGCCUCCAGCUCUGAAUUCACCGAGAUCCCCCUCAGCUUGCCUCCAUGUCCUCCUCUGGAGAGCCAGGAGGAGCAUGAGAAUCCGGUCCAAAGCUCAGAGACAGCAGCGCAGCCAUCAGAACGUCCCACUGAGACACUGCAGACCUCCUUGGCUCAGACUUUAUCCACAACAGAGUUGAAUCAAUCUCUACAGUCAUGUUUGAUUUUGUCAAAACUGGAACCACAAGUUACGGUACAUCAGUCAACAUCAGACAAGGUGGAAGAAAAGGACGGAGGGGCAGAAUUUCAAGGGACUGACCUUAAAGUUGCUCAACAAACAACUGAGUUAGAAAAAGACUUACAGCUGUGGAAUCAGCCUUUUGCUACAGCUCCGUUUGACAAUCCAAGUGUCCCUGCUUUGUACCCAUCUCUUCCUACACUGGAGGAGGUUUCGGUGAUGCAGCUUUGUGAGGAAGCUGAGAAAAAUUGUGGGAGGGAACCUGCAGUGUUGGCGCUUCCUGAACAGGAAUCUUCUCCUCUGAGUUUGCAGCCGUUGAAAUCCGUAGCUGAACUGUCAGGCAGCAAACUGUACCCAGAGUUACCCAAAACAGCACCAGAGAUCCAGGCAUUCUCAUUGGAGCAGCUGAGUGUUUGGGAGCCAGGCGGAGGGUUGCGAGCUUGGCUGGAAGGCGUUGAACUUUGUGCGGCCCAGUUCUGCGCUCUGGCCCAUCAGGAGAACCACGAAUUGACAGAGUUGCUGCAGAACUACUGGCGCUGCCGCAGACAGCUGAACCAGUCACACACACAGCUGCACACACAGUUGUCUGACUGCAAAAGUACACAGAAUCGCCUGUGGAGCUUUAGAGAUGAACAGCUCACACUUCAGGGUGUGUGUGCGGACCAGUCUAAGGUUUGUGGAUACCAUCGUUUCCAGCAGGCAGAGUUCAGUCAGACUGUUCUGGCUGAGCUGCGGGUUCUGUUUGAGACUUGCAGUGAGCUGCUCCAUCAGAAAGUGGUGCUGCAUGCCUACACUGCUCUGCUGUCACGCCUGCAGGUGGAAUCAUACUUGUAUCACCUACUUAAAGGUGAGGGCAGUAGCAGAGUGGAUCGUUCUGCUACUGUAAAGUGGAAUCACAGCAGUUGUUGUCUUAGUUUGUCGUUGUUGUUGUUGUUGUUUACAGAUUUCUCUGGCAAUCGGACGCAGCCUUGUUCUCUCCAACCUCUAAAAGAAGCCAUCAGUGUUCUGUUUAGUUUCACCCGUAGAGUCCUCGAUGACACCCAGUUCCAGACGGACAUCCAUCAGUGGCUGGAGAGACUGGUUGUCAUCCUGUUGCGUGUUGGAGGAUCAGAGGAGCACCUUUACCUGCUGAAUCAUCUUUUAAUUUGCCCUGCUGGAGUGGGAAAGUGGGCUGCACCAUUUCUUCAGAUUCAAGUUCAGACAAAUAGCUCUGGUGUGCAGCAUUUCAUGCAAGCCCUAGCCAUCUUAAUGUCACCUGCCAGGCACCGUGCAGAGUUUCUCAGUCAUAUGAAACCAUGUGAGAGCCAGACAUCUGCAUCUUCAGGACCUGAGUCUGGAAACUGGACCCUUGUUGAUGAAGGUGGAGAGGAGGAUGAGGACCCGGAGACCAGCUGGUUGCUGCUCUGUGAAGACGAUCUGAUCUCCCUGCUGAACCAGUUCCCCUUCCAGCAGCUCUACUCGCACAUGCUAGGAAUGAGCAAGCAGGGUGUGUACGAGCCCCGAGCCUGCUCCAGUCAGAAGAUGAUGCGGGUCUUUGCUUUUGCUUCCUCGCUCAUAGAAAUUCUGGCUCUUGGCCUGCAAACAUACAACAGAGCACGUUACAGGCAGCUAGUCAAACGAAUAGGACGCAUCAUACGAAUGACUGUGUGCUAUGUUAGUGAUCACUGGGCUCAGUAUGUGAGUGUGACCGAUGCUGCUGGAUCUCAUGUGCACUCUAUGUCUUUGGAAAAACUGCAGCUGGAAUAUGAUCACCUCUUCCUCCGAGCUGUUUUGCAUGUGCUCAGAAACAAAAGGCUGGGCAUCUGGUUGUUUAUGUCGGAGAUGCCGUAUGGGACUCUGUCCAGCUCCAUGCUGUGGAAAGUCCUUUAUGUGAUGCAGUGUGCAGAAACAGCAGGACUAAAACCACUCAGUGCUGCUGCUGACACACAAUCCUGCAUUCAAGCUCUCAGAGAUCCAAAUCACCAGCAGAGAUUUGAGCAGUGGCUGUGUGAGGUGAACAGCUCUGAUGGCAUCUCCCUCCUCACCGCGCUAGCUCACAUGGUAACACCAACCCAGCGCUCUGACCCCUCGUUCAUCACAACCAUCACUCAGCUGAUUUAUCAGGUGUCUUAUGUCAGUUUGGCAACAAGAGAAACUUACUCCAAGGUGGGGAGGGAGUUGCUGGCUGCCAUAGCAACAGCCCAUCCCUAUAUAAUCUCUGUGCUACUAGAGAAAUUACGAGAAACCAUACAGACUGUGGGAUUGAUGGCUCUGUACUUGUGUAAGGAGCUGCCUCUGAGCCUGUGGCAGCCGCGGCCAGAGGAAAUAUCCGUGAUCGGAGCCUGGUUGCUCCAGAAUCCGCUGUCUGCGGUGGAGAACCAGUUAGCUUGCGUUAUCCUGGAGGGUCUCAACUGGGGUUACAACCAGGACAGCUCUUUGGCCCUGUCUUCUGUCCUCCACAAUGAGGUGGCUUUGCUGGUGGCUGAAGCCUAUCAGACGUACCUCACAGAUAAACCAUACAGUGGCCUGAUAUCAGAGGGAAUCAAACAGGUGUCUUACCUCGCCAGCGUCCUCCGUGUUUCUCCUGAAGCAUCUUUUAGUCAGUGGGCGUGGCAGCUAUUGCUGAGGCUGAAGCUCCACGGUAACGCCCAGAGCCCUAAAGGAGCCUGGGUGGUUCCUGCUUUGGCGCCUAACCCACCUCCAGAGCGUACACAUGCUCCCAGCAUGCACUCUGUUCUCAGGGCUGUAAAAGCAGGCCUCCCUAUUGGGUUCUACCUGUCACUUGCCAUGACUUCAGUGGGACAUAGACUGGAAAACUUUUGUGCUGAUGGAGUUGAGCUGUUAAAAGGUCUGAUUCAGUCUCGCUACCUGAGAGCCGCUGUGCAUCUGUUGGAUAACAUCCUGCCGCCCACCUACCCUUUGAGCUUUUACCUGCUCAACAACGCUCAGUUUGUGACUUGUAUCCAGCUGUUUUUGCAGUACGACAGCGUUUGUCCUCAAGGCGUGACGCAGCACGUCACGCACAGAGUAGCGCCGCUUCUGACCGGAACCUCUUACGGAGACAACGUCCGCCUCCUGAACAGUGUCAUUCAGAGUCACGUUGUGGAAAGCUCUCGGCCCGGUCGUGUCGGAGCUGCUGCGGUGCUGGAGUUCUGGGUGGGAAUCCUGACUCAGCAGGCUCUUUGGUAUCGAGACAAAACCGUCCUGUUCCUCUUGGAUCAGAUUUGCCGUGCUGCCUUCACUCACCGCCAGGAGGAAUGUGUGCACAAACUCCUCUACCAGCAGCAUAAGAGUGCCCUGGGUUACCAUGGUGAUCGGGGUUUUCUAUCCUCUCUGGUUGGCUGGAUCUCUGGAAAUGCCACACCAUCCUUCAUCGAGGGCCAAUCUCUGAGUGGAGAAGUCUGGUUUGCCUGGCUGGUGCUGAACAUGGAGGGGAUGUUUGAGGAAGAGUCUCAGCUGAGACGAUGUGUUGAACAUGAGCUGCUGUCAGAAUCCAAUAUCUCCCCAGAUCAAGCCUUAAAGAGAGCACAGCAAAGGCUGAAACUGCCCGUAGCUCCAUCUCUACAGCGGCUGCAGGUUUAUCGCUGGGCGUGUCAGGCUCUAGCCACCCCACCCGAUCACCCCCUCCUUCCUCUCAUCUGGCAGAAGUUCCUGCAGCUCUACCUCAGACAGCCUGGACCUGAGUAUGGGCUGGCUGCAGGGGGGUGCAUCGGACGAAGGUUCUUCCAAGUUUCUUCUCAGGCUGCUUUACUUAAAAAUCUGAGGCUGAGGAUACAAGCGGUGUCAGACUUUCACUACGCUGCCAGCCAGGCCCUCAGGGUGCCACCACUAAACACGCCAUCAUCAGACAUCCAGAGUGAGCCCACCUCCGGCAACGCCCAGCCGUCUUACCUCACCUCCCCUCAGCUCCACUCAGAAAUGGUCCGGUUGUUUGGUGUAUUUGCUUUGUGGAUGGAUGAUGAGAGUUUGCAGAAACAGGAGGUGUACCUUCCCUCCCUCCCACCUGAGUACGAAGCUCACAAACUGGCUCAGGUCAUGCAGCGGCAGCAGGAACUCUGGUUGGAGUACAUAGACCAGGAGCGUCUGCAGUAUGAUGAGAAGGAGGUUUUGUCUCUGUGGCAGAAGGUGCAGAGUGAGCCGACGUUCCUGCAGCCUCCGAGUCCAGGGUUUACGGACUACACCAGCCUCAAUAAUGCCAAAGAGCGCAUACUGUCCAACCUGCAGAAGCACCUGGCUCCCCUUCCUGCUCCUGAGCUCCAGGAACAGACGGCUCCAGUGGCCGACGUUCCCGCUGCCUGUCUCACAGACUUUAAAGCUGCUGCUAAACUCUUACAGCAGGACCUCAGCAUCUUACAAGAUCAGGCCAGGGUUGCAGUUGCACGCGAAGCCCAGCAGGUGGCGAUGGAACAGGAGCUCCUGGAGAGCUUUCCUUUGCUUUUUAAGAACCAACCAGAGCAAGUCAACAUGGCUCUGGAGUGUAAAGGGAAGGGAGGACAGCCAUGUCAGGGACCGGCCAGCAUCACCGUCACGUGUGAGCGUGUCCAGAGACAAGAGGCAGUUUAUAACCAGAUCACAUCGCUGCGUAGAGACAUCAAGAAGCUUCAGACUGAUUCUAUGGCUCCUCCCCCUCAAAGCCUGGCCAAAGCUGCCGUUCACACCGAGAACUUUAUAACGGCUCUUGUGAACAUUUACAAAGCUCAGAAAUCUCCAGCUGUGCAGCAAGUUGGAGUGUCUGCUUUCUACCAGGUGGUUUCAUUUGUGUGUGAGGACACGCUGCGACACCCACCAACACGGCAGUAUCUGUCAUCGUGUGUGGAGAUACUGGGCCAGGUUUUCAUGCAGGGUAAUGCAGGGGAGUGCAGUCACGUCCUAAAGACCAUCCUAGAGCAGAGGCUUCUUUGUCCUCUCAUCUCCCCCUUCUUCACUCCUAACGCAGCGUCUGAUCAGUUUGUCUUCCUCUAUCAAGACGUGGUGACGUCUCUUCACCUUGACACUGCUGAUGUCAUUUUCAUGCUGCUCACUAAGUUUGACUUGUCCCAGUGGCUGAGUGAGGCUCAUCCUGUGUUUUCGGAGAGAACUCGUCUGCUGGAGUUGGUCCACGGUGCUCUCUGCGUCUGCGGACGGGACCCCGAACCUGAACUUCUCAUUCCUUUUCACCUUUUCACCAAACACUGGACUUUACUCAUUCGCCACCAUUUCCCAGACCAUUACAGCGACUGCCUGCGUCUGCUCAUGACCAGUUCAUCAAACCAGUUGCUGAGUCCAGAGUGCUGGAAGGUGACACUGCGAGUGCUCGGCUGCUUGCCUCCAACUCGCAGCACGAAUAGCAAAGCUGAACCAUCCAUCGGCGCCGCUGUUGCUGGACCCACUGCCUCUCCCUACAGAUCCCCCAUCAGCCUCUCUCCUCGGCAGGUUGAGGAGACAGUCGAGUGGCUAAGUGACUACUUCCUACGGAGUCGUCUCAGUAAGUCUGACCUGCGCAGCUUCGGCCUCUUCUCUGUUUGGGUUCCUUACAUCAGUGAUGUCGCUACCUUCUGGGAGCAUCUGAUUGGUUGUCUCAUCAGCGCUCAGGUCAACAGCUGCACCAGAGAGAUUAUGGGAAGCAGCAAAAUCAUGAAAGCUCUGCAGGACCUGCACAGUAAGGUUGUGAAGUUAUUUAAGCCCUGGAUCUUUCCUCUGGACACUGGUGAGGGCGGUAAGUGCUACCCCUGGUUGGAGACUGAUGCGAAUGCAGCAGGUCACCUGGUCGGUCUGUACGUUCAGCUCGUUGACGUGCUUCAUCACAAAUUCAGAGAUCGUCUGCGGCCCAGUCAGAGAGGCGCUCUGUGGUUGUGUUUGAUGCAGUACUGUGAGAGCUGCACCUCCCCACGCACACCUGAGUACCUGCUCUACCUGUACCACACACACCUCCGCAGCCUGCCCUGGAGACACCUGCAUCCUGACACUCGGCUCAUGGAGCAGUUUUUCAAUGUGGAGAGAGGAAGUCCCAAGAGCUGCUUCCUGUUUGUGGGAGAGCUGAUGUGUGAAGUGAAUUGGGUCAGUGUUCUCAGUGACCACCUGCAGACACCUGCCAGCUCUACGAUGUACCCAGCUCCAUCAGAUGCGGGCAUGCAGGAGGAGUCCCACACCAUGCUGGUCUAUCUGUUAUACAUGCUCGUGUUUCUGGCGAAGGAGGACGAACUCCUGAGCAAACAGGACUCCCCUUUGCUCAGUCUGCUGGUCCAGUCCACCUCCCUGCCCUGGCACCAACUUGACCUCUCCUCAUACCAGGGCAUUCUGGGAUAUGUCAGCACCCACUACCCUCCCUCUCUGCUACUCAACACAGACUCUGCUUCUCAGCUUCUGCUGAAGCUGCUUCGUAGUGCUGCAGGUCUCCACCCACACCCCAGCGAGGCUCCUCACCAGGAGGAGACAAUGAAAGCUGGAGGUUACGUUUGCUGGUGUGUUCAGUCACUGGUGACGCUGGAACAAACAGGUGGCGUCAACCUCAGCAGCCUGGAGGCUCAGCUGGAGACACUUUUGGAAAGUGUUGUGACGUUCAACCCUCCACAGGUGGGUUUGGAGCAGAGACACAUGGCGUUCUGUGGUCUCUUCAGUGAUGCCUUGGCUUUGCUGAAUGGAGUCGGGGUCUCGACAGGCGAGGCGUUAGCUGCUCACGUUAUCACCUGGCUGGAUAGGAAGGGGAGGGGCUUUCCGAUUCUGCCCCUUCUCACGGCCUGCUCCCGCUGCCUCGCAUCAGUGCGACACAUGACGCGCAUUGUGGAGGCUUGCAUCAGAGCACACUUCAGCCAUGCUGAGGAGGAGUCUGUGGGUUGGGGUCCUGUGUUGGCGUCGCUGCAGGUGCCUGAACUCACAAUGGAUGACUUCCUCUCCGAGAGCCAAUCAGGAGGCAGCUUCCUGACACUCUACGCCUUCAUCCUGCAGCGUCUCAACACUGAAUACACCGCAGUCAAUGAGAGGAGGAUUCUGGCUCUCAUUACCACAUGGACCACCCAGGUCUUCCCAAGUGGUCCAGAUGAUGAAGCUAAACUGUUCCUCUGGUGGCACAAAGCACUGAAUCUGUACGUGGAGCAGCUGCAGCCGCAGGCGGGACACACUGAGGUGUCGGGAGUCGUCAUGGGUCUAAUGAGACUGCAAAGCAGGCUGCUUCAGCUCGGAGAGGAAAGACUGAACUCUGGGCUCCUGGGAGCCAUAGGACUUGGGAAGAGGUCCCCUGUUUCUAAUAGGUUCAGGGUGGUGGUACGCAGUCUGGCCGUCUUCCUGUCCAUCCAAGUGUCAUCAGAGACAGAGCUUAGACUCCAACCCACCACUGACCUACGGCUGUCCGUAAAAGCACAACAAAUGCUGGGGAUGUUGGAGACGAUGUCCAGCAAUAAGCAGUACGCGGAAUUAGAGGAGCCUUUGAAUAAAGUCGUCCAGUUCAUCCGUUAUCCCGGACAUUGUCUCAGAGAUGGCCCCCGACUGCUUGCGCUGCUUGUCAACCUCUUGUACUCAGACCUCAGAUACCUACACGUCAUUCGUUAACCUGACGGAGAUUUGAAGGACGAAGCGACUGGAAGCGUCUGCCUUUAGCAGACAAAACCUUACUUGAGCACAAAGUUUUCAAAUAAUGACCCUGAUAAUUAAUAACCUUUGUUUCUCUACCGAUGAGGACUCGGUGUGCUAGGAAGUGACAUUGUGAAGAUCAUCUUUUUGAAUCAGUCAGAAUUCUAAGCAUUUUUCAAGUGCUGAUCUGACAUUUUAGCACUUUAUUUCUUCAAUUAUCUUUGUGCCUCGUUGCUUUAUUUACCCUGCCUAUUGAUUUUAACACCAUGUGUUUUGCUAAUGAUUAGAGGGAAGAGUGGCAUGUAUUUAUCGAAUUAAUAAAUCCGAGCAGAUGUAGAUGUGAGUGCCACAGCUGGGUGAGGGAUCUAAAGCAGAAAUAAAAACUAAAGGGUCCAGAGAUCAUUUGGAGAAAGAUGAAGGACAGAUUGGCCGGUCUAGAUGUGUACUAGUACCUUCUUGAAGUGAAGGGACAUACCAAGGAAGCUGGGAGAUAGUUUUUAUUGCCUGAUUUAAAUCUUGCGGUCAGUACUACAAUCCUAGGUACUGUAUGCAUUCAGAUGAGCUCAGUGGACACCUGAAUGCGGUAAUCACCCCUAAUGCAACAUUUAUCAGUGUUAUUCAUGUACAACCCAAAGUGUUCUCCUCGUUUUUUGCCAAAGAGACAUUAAUUUUUUUUCAAUUUGUUUUUGCUCAAACUCUCUGGACCUUGUGCCAUGGUUUCAUCUGUUGUUUCUUGAAGUGGCGGUGUGAACACACACUGAAACACACCAAACACCUCUAACAAUGUGCCAAUCAUCUUGGCUUUGCUGUUAUUCAGAUGACUGAUGCUGGAGGUAUUUUUCAGAAGGAGAAAUGGGGGGACGUGAUGGUGUUGGAUCCUUUAUGUAAUUUCACUUUGAUGUACUUGUUUGGGAUAAAAGCUGAUUUAAACUGAA
Messenger RNA from Nothobranchius furzeri (turquoise killifish), 9338 nucleotides. It is a transcript of the gene epg5, whose product is annotated as ectopic P-granules autophagy protein 5 homolog (C. elegans). NCBI's taxonomy places the organism in Eukaryota, Metazoa, Chordata, Actinopteri, Cyprinodontiformes, Nothobranchiidae. The record is from RefSeq and is a predicted model, not a curated record. Gene Ontology annotation, cellular component: cytoplasm. Gene Ontology annotation, biological process: autophagosome maturation.